CUUCCAGUCACUCUUACCAGGGAAAUACCUGGUCACUACAAGGAUGAGAACCAGAGACUCUGGAUAGUUGCAAACCUGUUAUUUAGAACAGACCAUCUAGCUGAUGACAUGCACCGAGUCUCUGUCACUGUCAGGUUGUGUCAGAUGGACAAAUGCUGCGCAGAAUUCCUCUCCCAAUUCUUCUCAAGUUUGGCGUGUCUCCCCAGUGAGUGGCAGAAAGAUUCUGAGUUUUCAUACCGUGAGACAGACUCAAAGUUCUGGAUAAUAAUGGCCCAUUACAAGACUGAAGGCAGAGAACAGCUGACAUUAAUGAUGGAAACCCAAUCCGGUCUCCAGUCUGGCAGUGCCUCCUGUGUCACUCAGCCCGUAACUUUAGAUGAUCUGCUUACGUGAGCCUGGCUGGCUAUGUCCUGAGCCUCCUCCACUCCUGGGUACAGACUGGCUUUCUUGUCUCCUUUUGCCUCUGAUGAUGACCUCACAGACCAUUCUUCUAAAGACCUCUCAUCCAUGUGAACCCCUCCCCUGGACUCCCAGUACAGCAUGCCCCUCAGGUGACUCUGAUCUGGAGGCGCCUGUGGAGCAGGUAUGGAUGGGGACUCCAUGCCCUGUGGAUCUGUGAGCUACCAAUGCUGGCUGGAAGUUGACCUGGUGCUGGGCAGAGGAUGCUGUGCUCCGUGCUUGAAGGCACAAUGGGAUGUGCACAGGGAGCAUCUGGUCACUUCUCCCACGUGCUCAGGACUUGGCUCCCAGAAGUGAUGCUGACCCUAAUGCCUGCCCCAAACUUGUUUUUAACUAAUUAAACUUACUACUUUUAA
Molecule: messenger RNA, 815 nt
Organism: Mesocricetus auratus (golden hamster)
Lineage: Eukaryota; Metazoa; Chordata; Mammalia; Rodentia; Cricetidae
Product: T-cell leukemia/lymphoma protein 1B-like
Exons: 4
Coding region: 109-393 (94 amino acids)
Molecular function (GO): protein serine/threonine kinase activator activity
Source: RefSeq, a predicted model, not a curated record